AUGAGCGUCGCGAUUCGUUUCCGAAAACUUUGGGUCAAUUCUGGGCAAAUUUUUGUCGGCAUAGUCCAAACUCUUUCUGAAGGUGGGAAAAAUAAUUUACAAGCUGAUUUUACAUUUUAUUUUCAAGUUUUUGACAAAUCAUAAUAAAUCAUUCUCACUCUCAGGAUUCACUCUGAAAGACGUUUACGAAGGCUACGCCGGGUCCUUGGUAAGUUAUAUAAAAAGUCGAAAUUUCAGUUUUAACCAAAAAUGUUUUUUUUUGCAGAAAAAGCUCGUUCCGGAGCCGUUGCACUUUUUAACGGACCGAUUCGUGAUUUAUUUCUUAUUCCAUAUUUACCUUUUCUACAUUCUCACGUUCAGCCUCGCUAAGUGCAUCGUUGUUCAUUUUAAGGUGCUUCAUUUUUAUCUGUUCAAAAAUCCUUGCGGGUUGUUCGAGAGAGGAUAGAAAGAAAAGGUAUCGAGAAGAUGAUCCUCUCGUUUCUUUUAACAAUUAAAUACUUCCACCCCUUUAUAUAUUGACAACAAGGAUUUUGGAAAAUACCGUAUUUUGCACAAAUUUCAACGGGAAAUCAUUUCAGGUGAAAGGAUGCAAAGUUAUGCCCGAUGUGUCGUUUUUACGUGAGAGAGUAGGAUUUGAAUUUUUCAAGAAAUACAUGAAUAUGAUUAAAAGCUCGGGGUGUUUGUAACAUCACUUUUCAUUUUCCACUGGAUCUCAAGUUUGGCCUUCGGAAUCCCUGCUCUGCGAGAAAUUUUUGCUUGGGCGGUCUACUUGAAACCGCAAAUCAACAUCAAGCCUCAGUUGGUGAGCCUUUUCAGAGCCAGAAAAGCGUUUUUUUUAUAAUUUCAACUUGAAACUGUUAUACAAACACAAUUUUGUUCAGAAAGUUGCCAAGAGCGACUCAAGCCAUUCGAUUUCAAUGAAAAAUGAGGUAAUACUAAUUAUCUUCAAAAAUUCAUUUUUUUUUCAGAUUGACACAGAUCUGAGGUGCAUGUUGUCUCCGGAAAACGACAGUUCUAAGAAACUGAUGAAAAAAGCCCAAUUUGCUUCAGACAGUUAUGCAGUCGCCGGGGAAAUAACCAAUUCUGUAGUCAGGUUCGUUUUGAACACUCAAUUUUUCGCUUUUAGAUUCAUAAAAACUUUCCGAAUCUGUACUCUCAGCAACGUGGAAAGACGGCGUCGCAGCAUUUCGGGAACCGUAUCUGACAGAAACUUGAUGGAAGGGUCAGACCGCGCGGAAGAACAUGUGACAGGUAUGCUCCUACCAAGUUAUUUAUGUCUAUAUCGGUUUUUUUUUGCGAACUUUCUUCCAAGAAGACACUCUCAAGAAUUCUUAUUUCAGAAGAAGUUCAUAUUGAAGAGAGUGAAUCUUUGGAUUUUGUUGAGAAGUGGCUUUCUGAAAAUGAAAACAAUGCUCCAAACACCAUCAACGAUCAUCUGAUACGUCUUCUCGCUUUUGAUGCAAUUAAAAAAGUCCGUAAUUUGAUUACUUUCAAGCUUUUAUCUCGAAAACAAGAUGCUCGCUAAUUUGUUUAUCGUUCCAGCGCCGCUCAGCUAAUGACAUUCAAAAAUGUGCCACUCCUUCCGCCAGUCAUUCUUCUGUUUGA
Molecule: messenger RNA, 1605 nt
Organism: Caenorhabditis auriculariae
Lineage: Eukaryota; Metazoa; Nematoda; Chromadorea; Rhabditida; Rhabditidae
Source: the annotation of a GenBank genome assembly